Tachyglossus aculeatus (Australian echidna) is the source of this 1365-nucleotide messenger RNA. It is a transcript of the gene MORN3, whose product is annotated as MORN repeat containing 3. The record is from RefSeq and is a predicted model, not a curated record. Bases 179 to 892 code for a protein of 237 amino acids. Lineage: Eukaryota; Metazoa; Chordata; Mammalia; Monotremata; Tachyglossidae. The transcript is spliced from 5 exons.
CAACAUGACUGUGCCUUCUGGGUCUUGAAGCACGCAAGCAUUUUCUACCUUGAGGUCCCAGACAGAACACCCCCAGAGCUUGCUGCAUUGGGCCCAGAGGCUCAACCCAGACCCAACCAGGCAAGAGACAGCUCUUGCCUGUCUCUUCCCUAGGGCUCCCCAUCCAGUAGAACGCAGCAUGCCCAUUGCCAAACACCCACGGGCCGUCGAACCUCUGUGGUUUGAAUGGGACCGGAAGGCGCAGAAGUCUGGGCUGAGACACCAGGUCUAUGCUGUCAACGGUGACUGCUACGUGGGAGAAUGGCUGGACAACCUGAAACAUGGGAAAGGCAUCCAAACCUGGAAAAAGACCGGAGCCAUCUACCAGGGUGACUGGAAAGAUGGCAAGCGCAAUGGCUAUGGGGUCUACAGUCUUCCGGACCCCGUGACUGGAAAAUACAAGAAGAUGUACUCGGGCUGGUGGAAGAAUGACCAGAAAUGUGGCUACGGGAUCCAAUUCUUCCACGGCCAGGAGUAUUACGAAGGGGAGUGGGAAGCGGGGCAACGCAGCGGCUGGGGCCGGAUGUACUACAGCAACGGGGAUAUUUACGAGGGCGAGUGGCUGCUGGACCGGCAGGAUGGGCAGGGCAUGCUGCGUUUGGCCAACGAGAACCGCUACGAGGGCUCCUGGCGGGGUGGCAAGAAGAAUGGGCCCGGUUGCUUCUUCCACCUGGACAAGGGGCAGCUCUUCAAGGGAUUCUGGGUGGACGACGUGGCCAAGUUUGGGACCAUGAUAGACUUCGGCCGGGAAGAGGCACCCAAGCCCACCCAGUACCCUAUCCCUAAGAUUGAGCUGCUGGACUCAGACAAGGUGCUGGAAGAGGCCAUGGCCGGGUUUGAGGAAGAGGACUGAAGAGCACAGCAUGGGCUCCACGCCCAGGCAGUGGCAGCGGGGAGGACAGAAGCCCAUCCAGCUUGGGAGCAGUUCCUCUCUCCAGGCCAGGAGACCUGUAAAAUACAUUAACUCCAGCUCAGUCUGCUGUUGAUGAGUUCCCUUCCAUGGAGACACAAGUCCUGAAGCGUCACUCUGAGCUGUUGGAUUGGGAGGUCGGGAAAGGCUCCCCUGGAGAUACCAAGCAUGUGCACAUCAAGUCCCCUUUAGCUACUAACCUAUUUUGAUUAAGGAGCCUUGCCCAGCUUUGUGGUCCCGAGCAAAAUAGUUAUUUCCCUUUCCAAUUCAUCCGUCAAUCAAUCUAGGCCUCAGACCAGCAGCCAGAGGUAUCUUUGAACAUAUUUCUGGGGCCACCGAAGCUGUCUCUCCCCCUUGCUGUCCCACCCUACCCCAAGUCAACAGAGAAGAAACGGCCUCCCACCCAUUCCUCCCAG